This is a messenger RNA of Paramisgurnus dabryanus, 1580 nucleotides long. It is a transcript of the gene emb, whose product is annotated as embigin. Lineage: Eukaryota; Metazoa; Chordata; Actinopteri; Cypriniformes; Cobitidae. Gene Ontology annotation, cellular component: axon; plasma membrane. Gene Ontology annotation, biological process: homophilic cell-cell adhesion; dendrite self-avoidance; axon guidance. The record is from RefSeq and is a predicted model, not a curated record. Gene Ontology annotation, molecular function: cell-cell adhesion mediator activity.
UAGCAGGGAGCUGCAAGCAUACGCCAGACCUGCUAAGUCACCAUGGCUACAGUAAAAGGAGGCGGUGUUGAGGCGUCUCAUGGGACGUGAUGCCUGAUGUGAUGCCUCGCCUCCGUUAAAACACAGCGCAGUUGCAGGGACACAGUGCUCUUCUCAAUGGCUAAUGUUAGGCAUUUCAUCUUGAUACUUCUCUACUGUGACAGAAUAAGCACAGAGACAACCUCAUCUCCAGAAUUAAAUACUGUCAUUACAACUCGAAAAGCUGUCUCCAGAGGUCAAAGUCAUGCCAUUAUUGAAAAACUUGCAAUCCUGACACCUCAAUAUAUAGAACUAAUAUGUAACCUAACUGAAAUACCAAAUAACCCCUCCUACGUUACUGGUUACUGGACAAAAGAUGGACAAGAAAUUGAAAACUCAGAAGAAACCGUGAAUAGAGACAAUGAACAUUAUAUCUUCAAAAAGACUUUCAAAAUACAGGCCACAGAUCUUGGAAAUUAUUCCUGCAUCUUUAGAGAAACUGAUGCACAAGUCACAUUUGUUUUAGAUGUUCCUGUAAUGAAAGAUAAACGAGACAAGCCCGUAGUGAGCUACAUUGGAGAUUCGGUUGUACUUGUGUGUAAACAUAAAUAUACACCAGACACCUGGAGCUGGUACAAAACAAAUUAUACUGAAAAGAUUUUAAUUAAUGGUACCGCCAACCCUUUGAACUACAAGAUCUUUAUUAAGAAUAAUGAAACAAAACUGACUGUACUGAAUUUGACUGAGGAAGAUUCUGGAAAGUACAUAUGCAGUGCUGAAUUUGACAUCAAACCCACUGAGUCUUAUGUAGAGCUGAAGGUCUUGUCUUACAUCGAGCCUCUCAAACCCUUCCUGGUCAUCCUGUUUGAGGUCAUUGUCCUGGUCGCUCUGAUUUUGCUUUGGGAAAAAUGUAAUAAACCUCAGCACCACGACUCUGUAGCUACAGAGAAUGAUGACCAUACUGAACAAACCAGUAAACUCACUUCUGGUGACACUAAUGGGAUGGAGACCACAGCAAGACAAAGAAAACCGGAACACUGAGAUUUUCAUUCAAAUAGAUCAGGGUUCCUCACAUCCAACCCUGGAGAGCCGGUGACCUGCAGAGUUUAGCAUCAACCCUGAUCAAACACACCUGCCUGUGAUUUUCUAGUGAUCGUGAAGCCAUUGAUUAGCUUGUUCUGGUGUGCUUGAUCAACGUCGGAGCUAAACUCUCCAGGGCACCGGCUCUCCAAGGUUGGAUGUGAGGAACCCUGAAGUAGAUGAAUGAUCUUACAGACUGCUACCAAGCAGUUUAAAAAGUGUGAACCUCAUUGUGUAACCUCAGCUUUUAAUUUUACUCAGCAAUAAAGUUUUUGCCAAAACUACCUAUAUGUUGAAGCAAUAUCUAUUCACAUUUCAAAAGGCAAUACCAUAUAUAAGAAUAUAAGUCAUGUAUUCGUAAUCUUCACUGUAUUAAUGUUACACGUACAAAAUGCAGAUGUAUGCAUUUUAUAUCCAAUACUGAUGUGUAUUUAAUUUUUGGACAUUAUUAUUUAUUGAGUAAUAAACUUAUUAUGAAUCUA